GAACAGAAAGACUCCUAGAGCAGCUGGAAGGAAAUAGAUAAUAGCUCCUCAAACAUAGCUCAUAUCAUUGGCGCCUAGCAACAUGAACGAUCCGAACAAAGUGAUAAAUGUUAAUCUCUCGUCGCUGCUAAGUUUAAAGGCGGAAUUGUUAAGGAAGCAAGCUGAAGUAACCAAAGCCAAGAAUCAAACUGCCACCACAACCACGACAUCUUCGCCUGCCGCUAGCGGUCAGGAAUAUGUGUCCAUUAAGAGCCAGAGACCAUUACCCGACAACCUGGAUGGCGACAUAACUACAUCCCACAAAAGAAAGGAUAAAAAGAAACGUGCCAAAGAGUUGGAAAAAUCCGAAGAAAAGGCUGUGUAUGAACAUGAAGAUAGCUUGCUUUUGGAAAAGUCACAAAAGAUUUUAGAGGCCAAGGCGAAAUUCUAUGAACGUAUGACAAAAUCAGGUGGUAAAUUGAAUUCCGAUGACAAUUGUUUGGUCAUGUUCAAUAAAAAGAAACAGGAGGAGGAUGUUAGCGGCGAAGGAGGCAAUAAUUCAAAGACAUACUCAUCGGAUGAGAGUGAUGAUAGCAGUGUGGACGAUGAUUACAGUGACCAUAACGAUGAUCCGGAAGAUGAUUGGGUCGAAUAUACCGAUUGUCUGGGUAGAACACGGAAAUGUUUGAAACGAGAUUUGGAAGAUGCCAAAAGGAGAGACAAGGAACUGGCUGCCAGUAUGCCAGAACGUUUAGAUCAAACUAAGGCCAACUGGCUUAUCGAUACCCUGGGUUCCAAAAAAUCGACUAGCCUUAACGGCGACAAGGCGGAAGAUGAUGAUGAAAUUAUAGGACCAUUGCCACCUGCCUCUGUCUUUGGCGAUGGCCUAUCAAUGAUGUCCAAGCAUGAAGAACAAAAAGCCAACUGGGAGCGCAAAGAACAAGAAAAUCUAGAGAAAACCGAUGUCCAUUAUCAGGAUGUGUUCUUUGAUGAGGCUCGACAACAUGGUGUGGGUUAUUAUGCAUUCUCAACGGAUGAAGAGGAACGUAAGAAACAACAAAAAGAAUUACUUAAGGCCAGGGAGAAAACUUUGCAGGAACAAGAACGUAGAGAACAAUUGCGAGCCCAAAGGGAGAAAAUAAUUGCGGAACGGGUAUUGGCUGCCAAGAAUAGACAAAGGGCUAGAUUGGGACUGCCACCAUUGGAAAAGGAAGAAGUGGAAGAAAAGUCCCCCGAAGAAGAGAAAGUCGAAGAAACCAAGGAAGAACGUAAGGCACGUAAAAAGGCAGAGAAAUUGGAAAGGAAACGACAAAGAGAGGAAGAGGAAAGAGAGAAGGAACGCCAGCAACAUAUACGUCCUUGGGAUGAGGAAAAAGAUGGUGUUAAAACACAUAGAGUACAAGCUGGAAAAAAUGGCGAUGAUGAUGAAGACGGCGAGUGGCAAUAUAAACCUGAACGUGAACCCAUGACACAAGAGCAAUGGAAUGAAUACAAGCGUAAAGAAAGACCAGCAGAGUUCGCCCCGCCCACUGAAAGGCCUAUGAAGCGUACCAAUUUCCGUAGCAAUACGACGCAGGCAAAUUAUACAAAUGUACCACCUCCCGCAAUGGAAACAUUUGAUGAACCACCACAGCCCUCUAGGUUUAAUACCUUUCAAAGUUCCAAAAGGAAAGAGAAAGUUUUUAAACGUCGUAAUUAUGACGAACAACAACAGCACCAGCAACAGAAUGAUGACUACGAUGAUUCCAAUGCCCGGCAGAAUGGUGUUUGUAUACCUCCGCCCUCAAAUUUGGAAGAUUUCUUUUUACCCUCCCAUGCCAAGAAACCAAAAACCGCCAAAGAAGUUGAAAAAUCCAUUGAGGCGGGUUUGCGAUUCAUACGUGAGAGCUGUGACAAACAAAUGCCCGCCACCAAAUCCUCAUGGACCGCCAAGGCUGAUUAUUGAACUGAGCCAUAUAUGUUUGUUAAGUUUAAUAUUAUAUUUAUGUUUUAUUGGCUAUAUAAACAAAUUGCUUAUUGUCUGUAUAAAGAAUGUUGAUUUAUAUAGUAGUAUUUUUUAAGUUAGUUAUAGUUUAUGACAUACAGUUAUUUGUAUGUUUUAUUUAAGUUUUCAAUUGCUUAAGUUGUUUUUGUCAAACUGUUUGGAAAAUUACGGGUUUCGUUUAUAUUUUUUGUCAAG
Musca domestica (house fly) is the source of this 2158-nucleotide messenger RNA. RefSeq names its product coiled-coil domain-containing protein 174. Lineage: Eukaryota; Metazoa; Arthropoda; Insecta; Diptera; Muscidae. The record is from RefSeq and is a predicted model, not a curated record. Gene Ontology annotation, cellular component: nucleus. The coding region runs from base 83 to 1924 and encodes 613 amino acids. The transcript has a single exon.